AUGCAACGUGUACUUGCCGACAGAAAGACUAGUUCACUCAAGGGCAACAAUGCAUUGUUUAGUAAUAUCGUGGCAUGUAUAGCUGUUGGCGAUGUAAUGAGGUCACUUCUCGGUCCAAGGAGCAGAGACAAGUUGCUAGUCAAUGAGUAUGGAGAGAUCAUCAUCACCAAUGAUGGUGUGACCGUCAUGAAGUCAAUGAACCUUGAGCAUCCAGCCGCAAAGAUGAUGGUUGAACUGAGUAAAUGCAUGGAUGAUCAGAAUGGCGAUGGUACAACAUCAGUUGUCGUCCUGGCAUCUCUAUUACUUAGGAAAUCAUUGAGACUACUACAACCUGGAGGUGGAGGUAGUUCAUUAAUGGAUACAUUCGUUAUGCAAUCAAUACCAAUACAUCCAUUGCGUAUCAUUCAAGCAUAUAUAGCAUCGUCAAACAUUGCCAUCAAGACUAUAAAGGACAUGUCCAUCAAGUUUGACUUUGACACUGGCAGAGACAUGUUGCUACAGACUGCCAGGACAACACUAAACUCCAAACUAGUGUCACAUCUAUCGCCAUCAUUGCCAAUUUUGGCAGUUGACUCUGUGAUGAUGGCGAGGAAGGCCAUUGGAGACAAGGUACACAUAUCAACUCAAUCAAUUGACAUUAUUGGAAUAGAUGGUGCUUCACAAGAGGAGUCAUUCCUUUCAACUAGUCUAGUGAUGAGUCUAACAUUCUUCAAUCAAUUGUUUGAUCAGCCAUCAAACAAGCCACACAAGUUGGCAUUAUUGGGAAUGUCAGUGUUGAAGCCAUCAAAUGGUAAUGAUAUUCAGGUGACUAUGAAGGAUGGUUACAAUCUUGGUAAUAUUGUACAGGAAGAGGAGUCCAUUGCCAAAUCAAUAGUAGUUGCACUCAAGAGAGCUGGUGCUACCAUUGUUUGUGUGGAGGAUGACCAUGGACAACCAUUAUCCAAUCUCAGCUUAUCAUACUUCUCAAAAGCAAAGAUAUCAGUACUCAAGUCACUCCCAAGGACUGAGCUAAAGAGUCUAUCGGAAGAGACUGGAUCAUAUAUAUUUAAUAAUGUCGAGAUGCUAAAGGAGAAGAGUACACCUGAAAGGUUGGCCACAUUGUCAAGUGUAUCACAGAGAAGGAUUGGAAAUAGGAUGUUGUUGUUCAUGGAUGUGGCAGCACGUCCACCAAUGCCAACUAUUAUUCUGCGAGGUACCACUCAGACUGAGUUGGAAGAGUCCAAACGAGCAUUACACGAUGCUGUUUGUGUACUUCGCAAUCUGACCAGGAACUCAGAGGUCGUGCCGGGUGGUGGUGCUUGCGAGGCAGAGGCAGCGGCACAGAUAACAAAGAAUGCGACAAUGAUGGAUUCACCAAUAAGUGCACUACCUAUGAUUGCAUUUGCUGAAGCAUUGAUGGAGAUACCCGAGACACUUUGUAUCAAUGCAGGAUUGGAUCAUCUCACUUUAUCCAACAUGUUAAGGGCAAGCCAUACCACAUCAUCGUCGACAAAGUACAAUGGAAUCAAUCUUAACAACAAUGGAUCAGUUGAGGACAUGGUCAAGAAUGGUGUAUUAGAGACAACAGUCAAUAAGUUAUCUCAGAUCACGUAG
Messenger RNA from Acytostelium subglobosum LB1, 1593 nucleotides. RefSeq lists its product as hypothetical. Gene Ontology annotation, cellular component: chaperonin-containing T-complex. Gene Ontology annotation, molecular function: ATP-dependent protein folding chaperone; ATP hydrolysis activity; ATP binding. Gene Ontology annotation, biological process: protein folding. The coding region runs from base 1 to 1593 and encodes 530 amino acids. The transcript has 7 exons. Lineage: Eukaryota; Evosea; Eumycetozoa; Acytosteliales; Acytosteliaceae. The record is from RefSeq and is a predicted model, not a curated record.